GUAAGCCAUGCACACCAUAUUUCAAACACACAAGUUCAGCUAGCUCUCUAGUCUCCCAAUCACCCAUUUCAUCAUUACAUUUCUUGAUAAAAAAGCCAUACAAAAUGGCAAUUCGAUUUUACUCGACACUUUAUUUGGUGAUUUGUCUCUCUCCAUUAAUCAUUUUUGGUUACUCUCCCAAUGAUGUGAAAACAUGGUGUAGCCAAACCCCUCACCCACACCCAUGCGAGAGUUUUCUAAGCCAUAACCCAAAUAAUAUCCCCAUCAAAGGUAAGUCCCAAUUCUUCAAGAUAUCAACCCAACUAGCCCUAGACCGUGCCAUACUUGCUCACACCAACUUGUAUUCACUUGGCUCAAAGUGCCAAAAUGCACAUGAAAAAGCUGCAUGGGCUGACUGCCUUGAGCUUUAUGACUACACAAUCCAAAAGCUCAACAAAUCCAUAGAUCCCGUCACCAAUGGCGCUACUCAAAACGACGCUCAAUCUUGGCUCAGCACAGCUCUCACGAACCUUGAGACAUGUCUAGCAGGGUUUGUAGACCUCGCUGUCUCGAAUAAUCAGCUCAUGCCAUCUAAUAAUGUUUCUAAUUUGAUUAGCAACACUUUGUCCAUUAACAAAGUACCGUACACCUCUCAGCCAGAAUAUAAACAAGGCUUUCCAACUUGGGUGAAGCCCGGGGAUCGGAAGCUCUUGCAGUCGUCUUCUCCUAAGGCAGAUAUUGUGGUGGCAAAAGACGGUUCAGGGAAUUACAAGACCAUAAAUGAGGCAAUAUCUGCAGCUUCAAAGAGAAAAGGGAGCGGGAGGUAUGUGAUAUAUGUGAAGGCAGGGAGCUACAAGGAAAAUGUUCAGAUAAAGUUGAAUAAUAUCAUGUUGUUGGGAGAUGGCAUAGGAAAGACAAUCAUUACAGGAAGCAAAAGUGUUGGCGGGGGUACUACAACCUUCAAUUCAGCUACAGUUGCUGUGGUCGGAGAUGGGUUUAUUGCCCAAGGCAUAACAUUCGAAAACACUGCCGGUCUAACAAGUGGGCAAGCCGUGGCACUCCGGUCCGGUUCAGAUCUAUCUGUGUUUUACAAGUGUAGCUUUGAGGGGAACCAAGACACCCUCUAUGUGCACUCUGAAAGGCAAUUCUAUAGAGAAUGUGACAUCUAUGGAACUGUUGACUUUAUUUUUGGCAACGCUGCCGUGGUUAUUCAAAAUAGUAACAUUUAUGUUCACAACCACAAAACCAACACAGUUACAGCCCAGGGCCGAACCGACCCAAAUCAGAACACAGGAAUUUCCAUUCAUAAUUGUAAGGUUACAGCUGCUUCGGACUUAAAACCGGUUCAAAGUUCAGUUAAAACAUACCUAGGGAGGCCGUGGAAGCAAUAUUCUCGAACGGUGUUUAUGAAGACAUACCUUGAUAGCUUAAUUAACCCAGCAGGUUGGAUGGAAUGGAGUGGCGAUUUUGCCUUGAAGACUUUGUAUUAUGGUGAAUACAUGAACACUGGCCCUGGUGCAUCCACUAAAAAUAGGGUUAGUUGGGCAGGUUACCAUGUGAUUACUAGUGCCUCGGAGGCUUCCGAAUUCAGUGUUGGGAACUUCAUUGCUGGUGGUUCUUGGUUGCCAGCCACCAAUGUGCCUUUCACCUCUGGUCUAUGAUUAUUAAUAGAUUUGUUUGUAACAUAAUAAAUAAAUUGGCUGUUGCCCAAAAAAGUAGUGUUUCUUUAUAUGGAAUUGUCAAUGGCUCAUGAAUUGUCAUUCUUUGUGAAAUUGUUUAUAUGACUAAUAAUGGAUAAGGUUCUUAUAUUUGU
Malus domestica (apple) is the source of this 1792-nucleotide messenger RNA. RefSeq names its product pectinesterase 2. The record is from RefSeq and is a predicted model, not a curated record. Lineage: Eukaryota; Viridiplantae; Streptophyta; Magnoliopsida; Rosales; Rosaceae. Gene Ontology annotation, molecular function: pectinesterase inhibitor activity; pectinesterase activity. Gene Ontology annotation, biological process: cell wall modification.